AUGAGGGCUCGAGCACGAAAUUGUGUUGGUUCAGUAAGUAUGACAUCUUCCGUCGAAGCUUUGUCGCCUAAAUCUCCCUUAUCGCCAGAACAGAAGAGUAAAUUAAUAGGUAACUUUUCUCCUGUUCAUACGCGUCGAAGGAUUCAGAGUGAAGAUGUUUCGAAAGUGCUACCAGAUUUUGCUGAAUUUCCUAUUUCUCGUAAGUGCCCUAAGCUUGUGGCCGAGCUUGGUACGGAAGUUCGGGAUGUCGAAGCCGAGUUACUUGAUUUGCAACAGGUACAGAGUGAGUUAAACAUGUUUCUGACGCAUUGUAUUGAUCAUCAGAAGAAAAUUAGUGGUGAAAUACACUUUAUGGAGACAGGUGAUUAUCGUUCAGAAGAUAUAUCAAAGAGAUUAAUGCCGUAUUAUGAGUCAAGAACUUUGGAAGAAAUCCCUCCCAGCACCAGUGCAGAAGCUGAUGAAGAAGUCACCGUAGAUGAUACUGCGGCGAAUGUGGACGAUGAGUAUGAAAGCUCUUGCCCUACAGUUAACAUGCCUGGGAAGUUCUGGAAGUUUAUCAAGGAUUACGAGGGUUCUAUUGAUGAAGCCUUUCUCUAUCGCUAUUACACGCAGAUUUUAUCUCCACUUUCAUACGAGUCGUCAAAAAUUAGUGGAACUACAGUUCCAAAUAAUACAGUUGUAGCAGACAGUGUCGGCGUAGAAGGAGUACCGGCAGCAGCAAGUCGACUGACUUCACCUACAAGUAAAGCUUUGCUGAAACGUCAGAAUAGCUGUUCAAAACGUACCGGGAGGCCGGCAAAAAUAGCAAGGGUGAUGGAUGAAAGCAUUGAUUCACUUCUUGCUGAAACGAUACAGGCUUGGAGCACAGAAGAAAAAUUGAAUUCUCAGAUAUACGGUGGCAUUUCUGAGUCGCAUGAAUGUAAUGGUAUCGAUUCUUUGCCAGAUGUUCGCAGUGAGACGGCGGACGAAAUGGAAGAGCAAGUGGAUAGGAAAUUUGUGAACUGUGAAGAACAGCAGCUUGUCAAUAAAUUUGACAGUUCCUACCUUGGAAUUGAGUACAAAAAUUUAAAAGAUACAGUAAUAAGUGUGAUAAAUGCCUCGCAAGGCGAAUUCAUUAAGGAGGGGGAGAAAAAAUUGUUGAAGAAAGAAGUCACUGAUGGGGAAGCUAAAGAAAUUAAUGGCACCAGUGGUUCCCGAGUUAUGGCACAGUUUGAAUCAUUCAAGAAGACGUUAAUAAAUUUUGUAAAAGGUGUUAUUGAAAGUACUAACAGUAUUGAUAGCAAGCCGAUUGUCUCUGGUGGGAGCCUGAGUUUCAGCUCAAUAAACGGCAACGGCCUGUGCAUUCCAGCAUAUCAAACUGAAGAGCUAGAGGUUGGAGUGGAGAAGAGUGAGCCUGUGGAACUUGGUCAGGGAUUGGACCAAGUCACAGCGGCACUGAAGAAGGCUAAGGAGGAUUUACAAGAUCGAAAUGAAGCAUGCCGUUAUAUAGUUAUUACAGUUUGGCAUCGUAUGCUAGCCGAGUAUUUGCGCAACAAGUUGGAAAAAGAUUUAUUCCAAGCUACAAAAGAGUUGACUGCGGUACGUGAGAAGUAUUUUCGCGAUUACCCACCAAAGAGGCCAGCUAAUGAAAAGGAAAGGGAAGAAUGUGCAGCAGCUUUGAAAAAGUAUAAUAACAUCUUAAAUGCGUAUUACCAGAAGUAA
Molecule: messenger RNA, 1701 nt
Organism: Enterobius vermicularis (human pinworm)
Lineage: Eukaryota; Metazoa; Nematoda; Chromadorea; Rhabditida; Oxyuridae
Source: the annotation of a GenBank genome assembly